UGUUUUACUUUUAAAAAAAUUAUUAAUUAGAUAAUAAACUAUAUAAUAAACUAUACAACUAUAUUUUAUUCAAGAAAUAGAUGUUUGUUACUUAAAUAAUAUAAAGUUUUUAUUUCAAGAGUUAUAGGGGGCGCCACCAACCGGACGUCUCACUGUGCAAACACCUGUCAGACUCAACCAGCCCAAAACCAUCACAAAAGUUCUUCAUCACGGCCCGCUCUUCUUCGGCGGCCGUUGCACAAGUAGACCGUGGCAUCGGUGGGGAAAAUCUAACGGUAAACGGCACCGGAUAACCAGUGUGCAUGUCAGACAGCGACAGCGAGUUCGAUAAUCCGUCGGAGAACACAAGACUGAUGGACGGGCACGUAGCCGCAAACGGCGGCAGCGGCGACGUCCGCCCCCAAGACCAGCGGAGCAAGCAUCGGUCGCGAUCUCAACAACAAGACGGCGGCGAGGGAAGUGGAGGUGCUGAUGUCCGAAUCCGUCCACAAAGCAACCAGCAACAAGCAGAGGGCACCUGGCAAGAAGAUGAAGAAGAGUUGAAAUAUGGUGCAAAACAUGUGAUUAAACUGUUUGCUCCUGUGUCUCUGUGCAUGAUGGUUGUUGUAGCAACAAUUCGCUCAAUCACAUUCUACUCAGUCAAAGACAUCUACUUUGUGUAUACACCUUUCCAUGAAGAAAGCACUGAGACUGGUACUAAAGUAUGGAAUGCAGUGGCCAACUCACUCAUCCUUAGGGUGAUAGUGGUGAUGACUAUUGUGCUUAUAGUCUUGUAUAAAUACAGAUACUAUAGAGUUAUCCAUGGAUGGUUGAUAGUAUCAUCCCUGAUGCUGCUCAGCAUUUUCUCAUACUUAUAUCUGGAGGAAGUUCUGAGGGCUUAUAACAUACCAUGUGAUCUCUUCACACUAUUUAUAGUGAUGUGGAAUUUUGGAGUGAUGGGUAUGAUUGUUAUUCAUUGGAAAGGUCCACUCAUUCUCCAACAAGCCUACUUGAUCUUUAUUGCUGCUUUGAUGGCAUUAGUAUUCAUCAAGUAUCUGCCAGAAUGGACAACAUGGGUUGUCUUGUUGGUGAUUUCUGUAUGGGAUUUGGUUGCUGUCCUUACACCAAGAGGUCCUCUUCGAAUUUUAGUGGAGACUGCUCAGGAAAGGAAUGAACAGAUAUUCCCUGCGUUGAUUUAUUCAUCAACUGUCUUGUAUACUUAUGUGGGCAUGGCCAAUGCAGAAUUUGCGGGAACGGGUCUUCCAGGGAGGCGGUCUUCAGCUCAAGAUGGCUUUACUGAAGACUGGGUUCAGAAUCAUGCGGCCAGAGCGGCUCAGAGACAAGUUGAAGUGCAUGAUAACGGCGCUGCCGGUCGUCCAACAACAACCUUACACUCAGAUACAGAAGAAGAACGCGGUGUUAAACUAGGUUUAGGCGAUUUCAUUUUCUACAGUGUCUUGGUUGGUAAGGCGUCUUCAUAUGGAGACUGGAAUACUACGCUGGCUUGUUUCGUUGCGAUUCUGAUUGGAUUGUGUUUGACCUUACUGUUGUUAGCGAUUUUCAAGAAGGCGCUGCCCGCUCUGCCAAUAUCAAUUGCUUUCGGAUUGAUAUUUUACUUCGCAACUAAUUUUAUUGUUAGCCCGUUUGCUGAUAGUUUGAGCAAUGAGCAGGUGUUUAUUUAAUGAUAUCAAUGCGUGAAUAACCAGAGUAUUAAUUAAAUAAUUUACUGAAUGAAAUUAACUAUAAAGUAUAAUUAUUUAACAAAAAAUUUUUUUCUGUAUAAAAGUGUCGAUUGAAACUUUUACUAGAUUUUGUAAAUUUUAUAUUCGAACUUAUUAUUAGUUAGACAAAAAUUAUCAAAAUUCAUUCAACAAUUGGCAAUUACCAAGUCCAAAGAUAAAAAAGACGAAAUCGGAACAAUAACUAUACUUAAAUUGAUAAGUGAAUAUCAUUAAAUUAUUUAUUAUCAGUUUUUAUUUAUAAUCUUUACGCUUGAUAACUCAAAUUAAUCAAUAUGAUUUAUUGUAUGUUCCUGUGUUUAAACAUUAUUGAAAUGACAGACAAUUCAUGAGAUAAUAUCAGAGAGAUGUUGAAUGGGAUGAGCAUGUAGUGAAAGCGCGAAAACCUGAAGCAUGACACUUUCAAUAAAUAAUGAAAUAUUUGUUUCAUAGAUAAAUAAUUAGUGAAUGUACAUACAAGUAAUUUUGUAAUUAAUAAUAAUAAAUAAUGAAAGAAUCCACAA
Molecule: messenger RNA, 2221 nt
Organism: Dalotia coriaria
Lineage: Eukaryota; Metazoa; Arthropoda; Insecta; Coleoptera; Staphylinidae
Gene: Psn
Product: presenilin
Biological process (GO): protein processing; amyloid precursor protein catabolic process; membrane protein ectodomain proteolysis
Cellular component (GO): membrane raft; growth cone; mitochondrial inner membrane
Molecular function (GO): aspartic endopeptidase activity, intramembrane cleaving
Source: RefSeq, a predicted model, not a curated record